AUGUUUUACCAGCCGGGCUCGUCUGUAUUAAGCGAGACUUCAAAAGAGGGAAGACUAGGAACUGAAGAGGCCUUCUAUCAAUAUUUUUGGUAUCCUUGCAAACUGGGGGUUCUUAUUCAUACCAAGUUCGUCGUAACCAAUAAGAAUUGGCUGUCUGCUAGAAUUCAUACAAAAUCGGCAGCUUCCCACGUCCAGAAGCCGAUCAAUUUAGACCCUGAGAUACUCGCCGUACUCCACGGUGUAUUUUACCCUACAAGUCAAGUUUGGCCGAGCUCCGGCAGGAUUCACAAAGAUCUCAUGGAGAUCCGUGCAGGCCUGAACGACAAUAAAGGACUCCCCCGCUAUUCUUGCCGCUGUUGA
Morchella importuna is the source of this 360-nucleotide messenger RNA. RefSeq lists its product as uncharacterized. NCBI's taxonomy places the organism in Eukaryota, Fungi, Ascomycota, Pezizomycetes, Pezizales, Morchellaceae. Bases 1 to 360 code for a protein of 119 amino acids. The record is from RefSeq and is a predicted model, not a curated record. The transcript has 5 exons.